AUGGCCACUGUGCGAAACGACACAACGGGUAACGCGUUGGUUAUGAAAGCCAAGCCGCCGGCACCGACCGACGGUCCUGUGGUGGAGGAUACAGGAAGCGCCAAGGACUUUCAAAAGAUCUUGGACACGUUCCAAGACAAGCAGACGACCGAAUUGUACUCGCGGCAAGUGGCGCUCCUUCAAGUGCUCUUGCAAAAGUUUCCAAUCGGAUUCAAGCUGCAAAACUUGCCUGACGUAGAGGCAAUCUUACGAAUCGCGUACGAGAAGAUUGCGGCCGGCGUCGACGUCCUGAUUGAGCCCGUGUGCAGCCUCGUUGUGCAUUGCUCUAAACCGUACUUGCGCAUCAAGUCCAAUGAAGAGUUCACGUCGCCGCAAUUGCUCCACAAUUUUGUGUGCCUUUUGGGAGAAUUUCUCGUUUCGUUCGACCCGCAGAUCCAGGUCGCUGCAGCCGACACCCUUCGCACAUUUGCAACGGGUGCAUGCCUUGGCCACUUGCCCCGGCAAUCCGCCAAUGCAGACGAACACAGCGACGACCAACGACCGCUACCGCGCGACUACUCUCAGCAGCUCAUCGAGCGUUGCGGAGUUGCUGAGGCAGCUGCAGCAGCCUUGCAGCGCCUGUUGGACGAUCAGCAGGCAAACGACGACCACAAUCGCAUGGACCUACUGCUCUUUCCGAUUGUGGAUCUGGUGCAAGAGAUUUCGAGCUGGGGACCGAACGCCCAGAUCCUGACGGCUCAUGGAAGCCACCACCAUAUCCUCGACAUUCUUGACCAAAUUGACGACCUACGAGACGUAUUUCUUCCAUUGUGUUUGGAUAUCCUGUGGAAUGUGCUCGAGAUCAGCGCCGCCACGACGGCAACGAUUCAGAGCUGCUCGUCUCGUGCGGUCAUGCUUGACGCGUUGCGCACGAAAAACGCAAUCUACGCGAUGGGAAAUCUUCGCUCGUUUCAAGUGCUGCACAAGUUGCUCCAGCGCUUGCUCAUGAACGGCUACCGCAAGCAAGACAAGGAGCUCCGUAACACUACCCUGAUGAUCCUCGACAUCCUAGCGUCCAAGUCGCGGAACUUGCCACUGUUUGUAGAGUCUGGCUUGCUCGCAACCUUACUUAAGUACGCAGAGGCGGCGGACAUCGCUCCCCCGCCAUCAACUUCGGUCGCCAAGGCAUCAAACUUCGCCUCGUCGUGCGAUGAAGACUUCGAGUUCAAGCACAUGCUGUGGAUUGUUCUGGCAGACGUGGCCAAAGGCGACCUCGAUGCCGUGCGGCUCAUAUCCGAUUCGUCCUUUCUCCACGUAUUGCUGUUGUAUGUGUCGCCGGACCAAGAACGAAGUCACGAUGGUCAACAUUUUUCACCUGCCCAGCGGCAAGUCUUGCAAGUCAUGGCGCUGCACGUCCUCUCGGCGCUCGUGCCUCGCAUGCCCGAGCUCUUUGUCGAGUUGCACGGCCACGUGGUGCUGUUGGAGUUUGUCCAGACAAGUCGGGACGAAGAAGCAAGUGCACUAGCCCUUCAACUCUGUCACGAGCUUGUAUUGACGUCCCCUGACAUGCAAACGGACGUCGGCAGCAUCGGUGGCGUCGAAGUCAUGAUCACGUUGUUUGCCGAUGCAAGCCGCGCCUGCUUGGUCCGCCGCACUGCCAUUGCCGUCUGUGGGGCGAUGUGUCGCGACCACAACGCAAACCAAACGAGAUUCCGCCGAGCGGACGGAGUCGCAGUGCUGAGUUUGCACUUGCACUUUGAACCGGCGCACGCGGUGAGCCAGGAUAACCUGAUAGUGGCCGUCGUCGGCUGCAUCUGGUCGAGCGUAAUCGGAAACGCCGAGAGCGAGCUGUGCUUGAUCCAGUCCGAAGGGGUCGACAACCUGCUGGAUUUACUCGAAGUGUGCCCGGCUGUCAUGUAUAGCCAAGUGCUUGGCGUGUUGGCGGAGCUGUGCGAGAACGUCAAAGCGGUCGCGUACUUUCAAGCGUGGAAAAGUAAAUCCCAAUGUGGUGCGACGCAGCUGCUCCUUCGUAUGUACGCUGACGAAGAAAAACGACUGGGGGUCCAACGCCCGGCCCCCGGGUUCUUAAAAAACAUUGCACGACCACUUGCCACGCAUGAGUUGGUGCUUCCCCCACCUUCCCCGUCUGCCACUGGCGACAAGCAGCCCGCGGUUGCAUUUGUACGACUGAAGCAAGCGCUGGUGCACUCGAAAGGCGCGCGGCACAUGGAUCCAAACAGACGACUCGUCGCGGCCACCGCCAAAGUGGAUUUGCGGUCCAAAAUUUUUGCCGUACUGGCGAGUGUUGGGUUUUCGUGCGUACCGGACGACUUGUCCUUUGAGGAGCAAAUGACCCUCGCUGUUGCAAAGGAAUUCCCGGUGUUCCGCGUCGGCGAGGAAUGGCUCAACAUCAAGAUGGCGCUGCACGCCCAAAACAUUCGUCCGAUCUAUGCUGACGCACUCCUCAUCGAGAUGAAACUCGAGCACGUGUACUCGAUCGUGGCACAAGUGCGAUGUAGUCAGCAAGACAUUUACGCUCGAGAAGAAAGUGCCAAGGCUAAAGAGGAAGCUCUCUUUUUUGCUGGUGUGCGCCACCAAAAGGAACAAGAGCGUCAGACAACGUCCAAGAAGGUUGUCGCGAAAUCCAGCAUGAAGGCACAUCUUGAAGCCAAGAAGCGCAAGGCUGACAUGUUGCGCAAGUCGACCGUCCUCGAUGCCUCGUCCGGCGACGACCGCACCGACACCUCAACCACGUUUGUCUUCACGGACCCUCCACCCGUGUUUCAUGACUUGUAAUACACUCCAUCCUGACUCG
Molecule: messenger RNA, 2794 nt
Organism: Aphanomyces invadans
Lineage: Eukaryota; Oomycota; Saprolegniomycetes; Saprolegniales; Verrucalvaceae
Exons: 12
Coding region: 1-2775 (924 amino acids)
Source: RefSeq, a predicted model, not a curated record